Salvia hispanica is the source of this 2291-nucleotide messenger RNA. RefSeq names its product serine/threonine receptor-like kinase NFP. Gene Ontology annotation, molecular function: protein kinase activity; ATP binding. Lineage: Eukaryota; Viridiplantae; Streptophyta; Magnoliopsida; Lamiales; Lamiaceae. Gene Ontology annotation, biological process: protein phosphorylation. The record is from RefSeq and is a predicted model, not a curated record.
CAAUAUAUGAAAUUUAAGUAUUGUGAGUGUAAUUAGGAGAAUCUUUAGUUGUCUGGUCUAAUAGAUCCUCUGGCAAGAGGACAAAUUGAUGGAAGCCUGUUUUUCCUAUUUGAUCUUUAGUUGUUUGCAUCUAUGUUUAAAGCCUUGAGCAAUUAAUAUAAAAAAAUUUAGUUGCUGUAGUCAUCAACUCCUUUUCUUUUAAUCCUAAAGUUUCUGUCUUACUUUUGAAAUUCAGAAGCAAAGACAUGUUCUUGUGCCGUCUCAACUUGGUUUCUUUUUAAACAAUUCUUGAAUUCCUGUGAUGACAGCAUAUGUACAACAUAGAAUAUUAAAAGGUGUGUCACCUUUUCCUUGUCGACUUGAUUUGCCAUUUUCCACCAUAAAUUUAUGAAAAUUGACAAAUCAAAAAUGUCUAUGAUAGUAGUAGCCCUCUUGUAAUUUUAGCUUUCAAGAGAUGGCAAUCUCACUUGAUAUAUUUUUGAUAAUCAUUUCACAAAUUCUCAUCUUUUCUGCUGCUUCUCAGUUUGUUAACAAUACUGCUGUUACUGACUUCACAUCAUCAUCGGACUCACCAUCAUCGUGUGAGGAGAUAGCAGCAGCCACUAAUCUAACGUCGGAGGAUGCUCCACUGAUUCCGAAUCAGCUGUUGCUGGUUCCAAUCACUUGUACUUCAAACGGGACGCACUAUUUUUCCAACGUUACCUACAAGAUAAAGAAGGAUGACAACUUAUACUCCGUUCAAGUGAAGGCUUUCCAGAAUCUAACCGACUAUCAUUUGGUUGAAAACACGAAUCGGGAGUUGAAUCCUACCAACUUGACGAUAGGGGAGGAAGUUGUGUUUCCUUUGUUCUGCAAGUGCCCCGGAGAGUCUUACAAAGGAAAGGGAAUUCAGUUCCUCACUGCUUAUGUAUGGCAGCCAGGCGACGAUGUAGAGACUGUGAGUGCUAUGUUUCAGACAGCAGCUUCAGAUAUUGAGACAGCAAACAACAACAGAAAUUUCACUGCUGCAGUCUGUCUUCCUGUACUGAUUCCAGAGAAGGCGCCGGUUCUUGUGCAACCUUUUCCCACUUCAGCUUCGCGUGAUAAAUCCAAACGCCAACGGAUUCUAAUAGCUAGUUCAAUUGCUUUGGCUUUGAUAGUUUUAACAGGUUUUGUAGCAUUCUUUUUUAUAUCACUCAAGAAAAAGAAGAUGUUGGAUCAAAAUAGUCCAUCUCUGCUAGAGACGUCGGAUCUUUUUGCAAUUAAUCAAGCCUCCAAAGACGAGAAGUUAGAAGCAAAGACGGGACAGGACAAGCUGCUCCCGGGAGUAUCAGGCUAUCUUGGCAAGCCGAUAGUGUAUGAUCUAAAUGUGAUUCUGAAGGCAACCAUGAACCUGAGUGAACGGUACAGAAUUGGAGGGUCGGUCUACAAGGCCACGAUAAACGACCAGGUUCUUGCUGUGAAGAAAACACGAGAUGCAACGGAGGAAGUUCAAAUACUACAGAGAGUGAAUCAUGCAAACUUGGUGAAGUUAAUGGGAGUCUCCUCUGAUAAUGCUGGUAACUUAUUCAUAGCCUAUGAGUACGUCGAGAAUGGAUCGUUGGACAACUGGCUCUCCUCGAAAGCUUCAGCUUCACUCAAAUCCCUUGUUUGGAGUCAAAGACUGGUUAUAGCUCUAGACGUUGCCAACGGUCUACACUACAUGCACGAGCAUACUCAACCGAGCAUCGUCCACAAGGAUGUCCGUACGAGCAACAUACUCCUCGAUUCCAACUUCAGAGCAAAGAUAUCCAAUCUAUCUUUAGCAAGGAGAGCUACUUCUCCCAUCAUGCUAAACAUUGAUGUGUUCUCUUUUGGAGUGGUGCUCCUGGAGCUGCUCUCGGGAAAGAAAGUCGUGGAAACGAAGGAUGAUGGCGAAGUCGUGAUGCUGUGGAAGGACGUGAAGGGAGUGUUGGAUGUUGAAGAUCAAAAGAAGGAGAGGCUGAGAAGAUGGAUGGAUCCGUACUUGGAAAGCUUCUACCCUAUUGAGAACGCACUAAGCUUGGCGACACUGGCUAGAGCUUGUACAUCGGAGAAUUCCAUGGAGAGACCGACAAUGGGGGAGGUCGUCUUCAAUCUUAGUGUCCUCACUCAGUCAUCUCCUCAAAUGAGUGAAACAUCUUGGGUUUCCAAGUUUGAAACAGAGGAGAUCUCCCCUGUUAUCACUCCAGUCGAAGCUCGAUGAAAGCUUUGGUUGUUGCUUCUUGGUCCUUUUUAUAGUUUAAUGUGAAUCAAGUUUGAUAUCUCUUCUUGUUUAUACAUACCAUUGCCAC